AUGGAAAAAACCCCCAAAGGCGAAGCAAAACGAAGCAAGGGUUUGUGUGGGCGGGCACAGUAUAGACAGACAGAAGGAGCUUGGUAUCCUUCAGUUUCAAUUUCAAUGGGUAGUAGCAGUGCUGUAGAGAAAAGCGAGGAAGAGCUCCAACGAGAGAUCGAUGAACUCCAUCGUCAACAACGCCAGAUUACGGAGCGCCUUCGUGAUCCUCGGGGACUUCGACGGGGAGCUUCUUCCGCCGCCGCCGCUCCUCGCAACUUCGCUGCUAACGGUGCUCGUCACCGUGGCUUUGGUCGACCGGCUGAUAGGAACGAUGCAGAAGACCAACCUCCUGCUAAACGGCGACUUUUGUCUGCUGUUGUUAAGGUGGAGGAAGAUGGAGAGAUUGUUGAGGAUCCUGCCACAGCAGAGGAUGUAAAGAAGAAGCAAUUGGCUGAUGAAGGAAAUGUUGGCCCUGCUAUAGGAACCCAGAGCGAUGGAAAGCCUUCCAAGUUGCAGCAAAGUGGUUGGUCUAGGAGAGAUGUCAAUCAAAGAGUAGUGCAGAGGGUAAAGGACGAGGUCGAAAUUCCACAGAUUGAGCCUCUUCCAAGGGUGUUACCUAAGAACCAGGAUCCAAGUUUGGUUAGCAGAAACAAAAGAAUGCUGGGGCAACUCUUAGGUACUCUGGAGACCAAAGGGGAAGAAGAAGAAGAAGCUAGGGUUUUGAAAAAUCCUGAAGCUGAAUAUGGUAGAGGGAGUGCUGGGGCGUUAGACUCAACUUCUAUUGUAUCAAGUGUUUCAGUAGUUAGAAGAGCAAGAAGUAAGAAAUGUAUUGAAGCUGCCAUCCGUAUUUUUCCCUUGCCCUUAAACAAAGAACAAAGGAAAUUCAAAUUGCCAGUUUGGUUGAUACCAAAUGCAAAUUUAUCACGAAUCGAUCUGGAUCAUGGUCAAAGGGGUAGCACAAUCUCAGUAGCCAUGGGUAUUCAGGAAUCUUAUGAGAGAAUGUGUACAGGGUCGUGUUUCAUAGCUGAGCAAAAAGCACGUGAAGAAAGUGAAAGGCUAAGGCAACAAGAGCGUGAACAAAUUGCUGAACAAAGGAGGAAAGAUCUGACACUAAGAGCACGCAUUGCUGCAAAGGCUGAAGAAAAGAAGUUGGAAUUGCUGUUUCUUCGUUGGAGUGAGCAUCACAAAAAACUUACCAAUUUUAUAAGGACUAAGGCACAACCUCCAAUUUAUUAUUUGCCUAAAAAGCCAUUGGAAAAAGAUGCAACCUUACUUGACCAGCAAAGAGAACAGGCGUUUUUAGAAUGGAAGGCUGCUAGGAGAGAUGAAUUAUCUGAAUAUCAGAAGCAGAUUGGGGAUCAGCAGCUUAGCUAUGUCGAGAAGGAGUUGGAGAGGUGGCAAAAUGCAAGAAAAGCAAGGAGAGCAAACAAUGAUGCAAACUUGCAAGAAACAAUGGACAAAGAAUUGGAUACCCACAGGCUUGAGCAUGGUCCCAAGACAAGAAAGAUACCUGGUGGAAGCAACAAUGAAGACGAGGAUGAUGUCGAGGAUAUCAAUGUUGGGGAGGAUGACUUGAUGGAUGAUGUGCUGGAGGUUGAUGAUAACAGGAGGGUUGAUGAAGCAGCCCAGCCAGAACACAAUGAUACCAGCCCCCUCCGGAUCACGAAACACUUGCAAAUGGAAACUGAGCCAAAGGGAGGAAAAGAUGUAACGAGGGGAAAGGAAAUUUACCCUCUCCUUGGUGAAAACGGAGAAAAAGGAAAGUAG
This is a messenger RNA of Dovyalis caffra, 1749 nucleotides long. Lineage: Eukaryota; Viridiplantae; Streptophyta; Magnoliopsida; Malpighiales; Salicaceae. The record is from the annotation of a GenBank genome assembly.